Molecule: messenger RNA, 2011 nt
Organism: Mytilus trossulus (common blue mussel)
Lineage: Eukaryota; Metazoa; Mollusca; Bivalvia; Mytilida; Mytilidae
Product: chondrolectin-like
Exons: 6
Coding region: 123-1055 (310 amino acids)
Source: RefSeq, a predicted model, not a curated record
ACAAAUAUUGAAAUCUGGUCCGGUUUCCUUGUGUCAACUGACUAUGUCUGUGAGAUAAGGAUUAUAUACAGUUCUAAUGAUAAAAUGGAUUUAUCAAUGGAAAAAUAAGAAAUAAAGAAAACAUGUUCAAUUUAGUAUUAUUUCUUUUGUCUGGAAUACUUUGGAAAAUAGGAGACUGUGUUAUCAGUUGGGAGGUGACCCACCAUAAGGACAACUCCAAUGGUUACACUUGGGAGGAAGCAGAUACAAUAUGUAAAGAAAACGGGAAAGUGUUAGCUGUUGUUGAUUCACAGGAAAAAUGGGAAAAGCUUAAAUAUGUUAUAACAGGAGGAAACAGAUACACCGCACCUGCAGAUGUAUACAUUGGUUUACAGUUUACCGGAAGUAUAAACAACUUUACAUGGAGCAAUGGAGUACAAGCGUCAUGGACAAAAUGGUAUGACAACGAACCAUACUUUACUGAUACAAGACAUUGCGUUAGGUUAGAUGUUUAUACAGAUUACUCCUUUAGAACAAGUGAUUGUUCUUAUAAGCAUCAUUUUGCUUGUUCAUAUGAAGUAUAUAUACCAGAUCCUGUAGUGCAAGAUCUUGUAACAUCCACACCAGCAGUAUACACGGGCUCAUCUGGUAUCAACUCGGACAUGAUUGUCGGGAUGUCAGUUGCAUUUGGAAUAUUUUUAGGUAUUGGAAUAAUAAUUUGCAUACUUUGUCGAUGUUGCUGUAAUUUUCAACAGGAGAAAAAGUAUGCUGAAAAUUCCAAGGCGAGCAAGCAAAUUAUACCAACCAGAUUACAAGCACAGAAGCAGUUUGAAAUUUGCAUGAGUCAGAUGGAAGGCGUUGAUUAUUCCCGCGCAAAAUCAAGUGCUGCAGCCUCUGUUUCGUAUAGCAGAAAUCAGAACCAUGAUGACGUCUUCGAUGUCGACGAUCACCCGUCAAAUGUCAUUGAUAUUGCACCCUACAAUGAUAUUUCACAAUAUGACCGAGAUGAUAGCAUGAGUUUGAAUGAUUCGUCCUCACCGUCUAAUAAAUCUACCGAUUAUAUGCAUUUUAUGUAAAAGAAAAUCUGGACAAAACUAUGUACGAGAAAGCAUGAUAUGAACACUUAUCUUAUCAAAUUACAAGCAAUUAUGUACGUUAAAUUUUCGUGAACCAGGGUUCUUUUGAACAUUUUUGAAUCUAGCCUAAGAAUAUAUCUCACUGAACCCGCUCACUUUAUGCAUAGCUUUAUCGAGCAGUUGCUAAUGAAUUGUCAUGUUACAAAUAAGGUCAACCGUUUUUAAAAUAUCAUUAAUGCUUUUUUCAACUCAAAAGCAUAUUUCCAAAUUUAACACGCAAGUGUUGCACACUCCAUAACUAUGGUAUAGUCGGCAACGUCAGAUUGUUUUUAUCCUGCAACAUCGGAUCUGUUCCUAUAUUUAUAGCCUGACGCAUGGAGUUGAUUUCUUCGAACUCUUGUUACAUUGUGGUUACAUUUGCGAUCAUACAUUAUAGGACUUUGUUUUGUAAUUUGCCUGAAACUAGAUUUGCAUUUUAGCACCUUAUUAUGAACUGGAAUUUGCUUUGCCCAUACUAUAUAUUUUGAGCCGUAAACGAAACUGUUAAUUUAGAUAAGGUCAAUUGUUUGACACAUACCAAUACAGGGAGAUAACUCUGUAAAAUCAGUUUAAAGUUUUUGACCAAACUCAGUGUUUGUAAAACUGCAAUAUACCCAAUAAAGUAUUCCCGAUAAAGUGUGAAAAUCACAAAAGCAUUUUUUUAAUUUUGAUUUUUUUUGUCAGAUUGUCAAAGUAAACCAGUAUUUUUGUCAACAUUUUAUGAAUAUCAAGCAUGGAGCCACCUUAAUUUAUACAAUGUGUAUAACAUUGUAUUAAUAAAUGAUUCCAUGUGCACGGAGGGUCAGAGAACAAAGCACGGUGAUCCACGAGAAGAUUGAUACUUUUGGCUCUUGAAAACAAACCAUUGUAAAAUUGUCUAAUACAAUCCAUUUUUGUAAUAAAAAAAGUCUUUUUAA